UUCUACACAGAGCCUUUUCAAAUGUAUAAAAUGGAGUAUUCAUACCUCAAUUCCUCUGCCUACGAGUCCUGUAUGGCCGGGAUGGACACGUCGAGCCUGGCGUCAGCCUACGCGGACUUCAGCUCGUGCAGCCAAGCCAGUGGCUUCCAGUACAACCCGAUCAGGACCACGUUUGGUGCCACCUCAGGAUGUCCGUCUCUGACCCCGGGCUCGUGCAGCCUGGGCACGCUGCGGGAUCACCAGAGCAGCCCGUACGCCGCAGUUCCCUACAAGCUGUUUACCGAUCACGGUGGCCUGAACGAGAAGAGAAAGCAGAGGCGCAUCCGCACCACGUUCACCAGCGCGCAGCUGAAGGAGCUGGAGCGCGUUUUUGCAGAGACGCACUACCCAGAUAUUUACACACGCGAAGAGCUGGCACUGAAAAUCGAUCUAACCGAGGCCAGAGUACAGGUGUGGUUCCAAAACAGACGCGCCAAGUUCCGUAAGCAGGAGCGAGCGGCCGCAGCCGCCGCCGCCGCAGCCAAGAACGGCUCAGGCAAGAAAUCAGACCCUCGCGAGGAGGACAGCAAAGAGGCGAAAGCCACCGACCCUGACAGCACAGGAGGACCCGGACCCAACCCGAACCCUGCAUCCACCUGUGGUGGUCCGAGCCCUACUGGCGGGUCCCAGGUCAGCGCGAGCGGAAACGGGCCAGUCGAGCAGGCCAAGACGACUGUGGGUGGUAUGGGUGGCACAGCGCCCAGUCAGGGCUGGCCAUCCGCCCCGGGCACCAUAACCUCCAUUCCGGACUCUCUCGGGGGACCGUUCGCCAGCGUGCUGUCAUCUUUACAAAGACAGAACGGAGCCAAAGCCGCUUUAGUAAAGACCAGCAUGUUCUGAACGAACACGGUCGUCCGAGUAGAGGAAGAGAGAGAGAGAGGUGGGGUGGGGGGGGCAAAGAUAUGGAGAAGAGAAAUAAAACGGACUGAUCAUUGACUCAUCAGAGGAGGAAUGCCAAAAUGACGAGAGAGACCAUUUUCUCUGCUCACUGUUGAGAUAAAAACACAAAACAAAACAACAACAACAACAACAACAACAACCAUAAAAUGAGGGGACCCAGUGUUGGUCUCCAUCAUCUGACUUUUUCGAUAGCCAUUCGUUUACACAGCGAGCUGGAUGAUUAUAUCCUACAGACCUUACGUUAGCCCAAGCUAUAAUCAUCGAUUUGGUUUGACAUCUCGCGUCCCUUUUUCUUCUUCUUCUUUUUUUUUUUUUUUUUUUUUGUUCUAGUUGAAUAGCUGUGAUCGUCGAUACCAUAAAUAACUGAUAGACUGCCUAAGAAGUAUUUCAUCACGGACUCGGUGCGACAUGACGUCAUGGCUGUUUGUUUACACCGACUUUUACGCAUUCAUGUACCGUAAAUUAUAAUAUGUCUGUACACACAAAUUACUGGCUCUGUUAUAUAUUUCUACAUAUGAAGUUACAAAAGCAUUAGAGCCAGGGGUUCUAAAAAAACAACAACAAACAAACAAAAAAACAACCACACACACACACACACACACACACACACACACACACACACACACACACACACUCAUCUAAAUAUCUAUAAAUCUACGGCAAAUUAUAACUUAAAAUGGCACAAACGUACAUAUUUCACUGUUGACAGGAAUACUUAAACGUUUUGUGUGUCUUUCUACGGCUGUGUUUUUGUGGCUCAGAUUGUAUAGUGUUAAUACGUAUAAUAUCGUCCUAGAUAAACAUAGACACCAUAUCGCCCCUCGUAGUUCAGUCCUUUUUUUUAAAAAAAAAAAAAAAUGUUUUACAAAGUUACCACUGGCAAAUUCAUUUCAGAAAAAAAAGGAAUGGAUGCAACGCAUUGUAUUUAUUUCUUUAUUUUUAUUUUUGCAUGUUGUCUAUUUCGUUCAAGUUUCUAAUAAUUUGACCUAUUUUGUGAGCAUUAUGUAAGACGUUUUGUCCGGGAUUUGAGAAUUAUUUAUAUGUAGGUAAUGGAUG
Molecule: messenger RNA, 1995 nt
Organism: Ictalurus punctatus (channel catfish)
Lineage: Eukaryota; Metazoa; Chordata; Actinopteri; Siluriformes; Ictaluridae
Gene: phox2bb
Product: paired like homeobox 2Bb
Exons: 3
Coding region: 22-879 (285 amino acids)
Biological process (GO): regulation of transcription by RNA polymerase II
Molecular function (GO): RNA polymerase II transcription regulatory region sequence-specific DNA binding; DNA-binding transcription factor activity, RNA polymerase II-specific
Source: RefSeq, a predicted model, not a curated record